ACUACACUAACCAAAACGUGCGUUGGCAAACAAAAUAAAUAAAUAGUACGCAACCCGAGAUAAAUUAUCAACAACAAAGUCAACAAAGUUCUAAAAAUUAAUUUGUAUACAUCUAAAUUGCAAAGUGAACAAGAGCUGCAACAUGAGUAUGAGCGAUGACGACAGAGAUAUCGAUAUCGAGAGUGACGACGAUGUGGACUCGGAUAACGGCCUCGGCUCCUCGCGCAACACAAGCACCGCUAAUUUUACGCAGGCCGAAAAGCGAGCGCAUCACAACGCUUUGGAGCGACGCCGACGAGAUCACAUCAAGGAGAGCUUCACCAAUCUGCGCGAAGCGGUGCCCACACUCAAGGGUGAAAAGGCCAGUCGUGCUCAGAUACUCAAAAAGACGACGGAGUGCAUUCAAACAUUGCGACGAAAAAUAAGUGAAAACCAAAAGGAUAUCGAGGACAUCAAGAAACAGAACAGCCGGCUAGACGAACAGAUACGUCAACUGGAAGGUGGCAGCAGCAACACUUCAAACGGUGCCGAUUUCCUCAGCGAUGAUGAACUGGGCAGCGAUGCAGAGGAUGCCUUGGAGCAAUCCGACUUCAGCCGGCGCAGUAAAAAGCUGAAGACAUUUCAUGCAUAGCCCAAUUAUGGACAUAAAUAUAUAUAUAUAUAUGUAUAUAUAUAUACAUACAUAUACAUAUACCUGUACACUUAUGUAUGUAUUUGUAUGUGCUCUGUUUGCGACACAAUCAAAUCAAAGUUGUUAAUGCAAAAGCAUUAUUUGAAUCAUUACAAUUUAAGUCCAAAUUACUUCCAUUCUGUCUACCUUAAUGUGUGUGUGUAUUGCGUGUGUUGUUUUGUACUACCCUAUGCGAAUAAAAAUUUGUAUCUAUUUUGUAUAUAA
Messenger RNA from Drosophila grimshawi, 895 nucleotides. It is a transcript of the gene Max, whose product is annotated as protein max. Bases 143 to 631 code for a protein of 162 amino acids. Gene Ontology annotation, biological process: positive regulation of transcription by RNA polymerase II. Gene Ontology annotation, cellular component: RNA polymerase II transcription regulator complex. The record is from RefSeq and is a predicted model, not a curated record. Gene Ontology annotation, molecular function: DNA-binding transcription factor activity; protein dimerization activity. The transcript is spliced from 5 exons. Lineage: Eukaryota; Metazoa; Arthropoda; Insecta; Diptera; Drosophilidae.